This is a messenger RNA of Hippoglossus stenolepis (Pacific halibut), 1044 nucleotides long. RefSeq names its product vicilin-like seed storage protein At2g18540. The annotation marks the transcript as partial. Lineage: Eukaryota; Metazoa; Chordata; Actinopteri; Pleuronectiformes; Pleuronectidae. The transcript is spliced from 2 exons. The record is from RefSeq and is a predicted model, not a curated record.
UCCGCCCCUUUACGAGCAUCGGACACCUCCGGCACAACAAAGCAUGUGCGGCUCCGCAACGUUGUCUCUCCAGUGAACGAGCGGAAUAACUGGAUUUUGUGGGACUUCUUUUUUUUUGCGCAGUUCGCUUCUCCCGUUGACGCGAACCCCAGAGUAGUGGCUACCAUGACAACAGAGGCGAGUGCGGUGAGCGAGGCGGACACUGAGGGCAAGCAGAAGGCCAGUGGUGCCGAACCCGAGCCUGAAUCCGAGAACAAACAGAAGCCUGAGGCGGCUGCGUCUGAGCCGGAGGGGGAGCAGUCGAGCAGCCAGAAGGCCCAGGAACAGGCCUCCGAGCCUGGGCCUGCUGACGUCGCUACCUCACCUGAGGAGGAGCAGCUGAAGCCUCGUACCAGGACCUCCGCUGGCAAAGGCCUUUCUCGCCUCUUCUCAUCUUUCCUCAAACGCCGUUCACAGUGCUCAGAGGGUGAGGGGUUUGAGGAAGAGAAAGCCAGGGAGGAAAAGGCAGAUAAGGAGGAAAAAGCUGACACGACUGAAGAGGAGAAGGUGGAAGAGGUGAAAAGUGAGGACAAGGAGGCUAAAGCAGAAGGUGAAAAAUCUGAGGCCAAAGAAGAGAAAAAGAUAGAAGAGGAACCAAAAGAACAAAAAGAGGAAAAGAAGAAGGAGCAGGAAAAAGUUGAGAAGAAGGGCAGUAAAAAGAAAAAGAAAGAGGCCAAGAAGAAAGCGGAGGAGAAGGAAGAGGAGAAAGUGAAAAAGGAUGAGGUGAAAAAUGAAGAGGAAACUGUGAAAAAGAAAGAAGAACCAACAGAGGAGGAGAAAGAAUUGCAUUCUGCUGAAACAAGGGAGGAACAACCAGAGACUAAAGAUGAAGAAAAUAAGCCGACUGCUGAAGUAAAAGACAAGGAGGCAGAGGUGGAACAGAAAGAAGAGGAAAAGGUUGACAACAAGGUGACAAAGAAAAAAGAAGAAAAGGUAAAGAAGAAGGAAGAGGAAAAAGCCAAGAGGAAAGCAGAAGAGGAAGAAAGAGCGAAGAAGAGAGAGGAA